This is a messenger RNA of Nerophis lumbriciformis (worm pipefish), 4465 nucleotides long. The record is from RefSeq and is a predicted model, not a curated record. Lineage: Eukaryota; Metazoa; Chordata; Actinopteri; Syngnathiformes; Syngnathidae.
GCAUCACAGUCUACAUGCACCUGACGCCACGUGCACGCGCACCGGGAGGACGACUGCGGCGUUGGUGCACGUGAAGCUGGUGGUGUAAACUGAGAAGGUCCGAGACCAAAAGGCGGCCAUGUCCCAGUCAGAGAAAGUUCUCCAUCUGUACCUGGAAGUGAGGUCAGCUUCUGAUCCAAAUGGAGGUAAGAAGACUUUUGGGGAAGAUGAAAAGGGUGCUCCUCUGGACCAUUCAGGACUUAAAGACAGCGCUGAGGAGCUCCUGUCCCAGCUCAGCAGGGGGACCACUUGUCAAACCUCCACUAGGUCCAGCGCUGCUCCUCAUCUGCUCCAAGAGCCUGGCGGUUCUCAGCUCCAGCCAGCAAGCAGUUCUUCUACCGUCACACAAUGCGAGAGUCAACACUAUGGCAUGAUUAUGUCCUCAAAGGUUGCCUCCACCAGCUUCAGGAAGGAGGUCCCUGAUGGGAAGAGUUCUGUAGUCACCUUUCGUUAUGUGCACAAGUCCAAUGUUAAGACUUUAGGCAGUCCUGCGUGUGAUCCCCACAGCCGACAGCAGAGUCCAGGCUCUUCUUGCAGCUCCAGUCCCAAGCUGACAUUCCCACCUUUAGGUUCUCCAGGAAGUCACCAGCAAAGGUUCUGCAACCUUCAUCUGGCAGCCACAGACCCUCUUGACCAGGCCGUGACACAAAGAGAUUUGGAGGAAUUUGGAUCACCUCUACUGAGAAUCAAACUGGCACAUGCGCUCCAGAACUCAUCGCAGUCACGGAACUAUCAUCCGACCCGCUGUCAGUCCUGGGCCGGGUCACCUGUCCAUGACUACCGCAAAGACAGCAGCAGGACGGGGCGGUUGCAGAACCCCCUUCACCGCUCAGUCAGGCUCACCCCUGAAAGACCUCCAGACAGGGCGGUUGUCCAUCCUGGUCAUAUCAUCGAAGGCCUAAACCAGUUAAGUGACGUCAGAAAAUGUUCUUCCUGCUGGUUACGUCCCAAAGAACCCCGAGCCUGGUCUCCAACUGGUUCAAGUGCACUGCAAAGCUUGAAGAUGAACAUUCCAGUCCCCAUUUCAGGGGGAGCCCUCCACCAACACAAGUGGCACAAAAGCUCAGCACCAGCGUCUCCGUCCCCCUUCCUUCCUGUGAGAGUCCACCGCCGCUCUCACCCCCCAACCGAGUUUAGUUCCCCCAUCAGGGACCCAGGACUGUCCUUGGCCAAGCUCCGUGCAGUAGAGAGCCCAACCCUGCAUCGCUGUCAGACGCCACAGUACGGUCGCGGGGACCAAAGGGGCGCAGGCUGCCGAGAAAGGGGGGCAUACAUGCAGCCAGCCUCUCAAGGCGUCUUCGGUCAGACGGUUGAGAGGGCACCAGUUGGCCAGACACUCAAAGAGGACUGGGGGAGCCUUCCAGGCCCAAGCCUCAUCCUUGCAGGUGAGCAAACUUGUGAUUAUUCACCUCUGAGCCUAACAACAAUGAACAAGCAAUCUGAGCAGAGAAGGAGAGAACGACUCCUUCUGGGACCAGUGGUCCCCGAUUCUCCUGAUGAGGAUGAAGAAUGUGAUGAGAAAGAGGAGCAGCAGACAGGCCCGUCGGGAUCAGACUGCCCUCCGGAAGCCAUGGGAGGAUCCUCACGAAGCUCCAGUGGGGUGACGGGCAGUUUGGGGGAUCAGGACUGUGCAUCACCUGAGUCGCUUCAAUCCAGCCACCAAGGCAAUGAAACCAUGGCCACCACGUCUGGGAUACAGACAGACAAUGUGUCGCCCGUCCCGUCGCUGCACUGUCAAAAAAUCGCCCGCGCCAAGUGGGAGUUUCUCUUUGGACCUGAAGAGGGUGUCAGCAGCGGACCCAAAAACUUUCUGGAAGCUUCCACAGCGCCGCCAAGUGGAAACUCCAGUGAGUCGCCCACUCCGACCCCCACCUCCUCCCUACUGCCGCUCACUGCUAAUCAGGAAGUUCAACAUGUGGAGGUGGAAUUGGUGACCACCCCUCCCACCGCAAUCGGGAUGUCCCCCAAAACGGGCAUUAUACGUCGGACCCUGAAGUACUCUGAGACGGACCUGGACGCCGUCCCACUGCGCUGUUACCGUGAGACCGACAUCGAUGAGGUGCUGCUGGCUGAGCAAGAUGAUGCCGACUCAGCUUUUGGGAGUAACCGCAGUGUGCAGGGGGUGGGCAGGAGUCCUCUCGGGGGAGUGGCCUGUCAUAGACGACAUGAGGAUGAGGAGCAUGAAGAUGAAGGCGACCUUGAAAGAGAAGAGGAGGAGGAGGUAGUGAGCUGGGCCAGUGUAAGGAUGCAAGGAGAUGACAGGAGACAAAAGUACGCAGCUCAGGAAGAACUGGACCGCUUCCGAGACUUCAAGAGACCAGCAGAGACUUUCUUUGACAAACAUCAUCCAGCGCUCAAAUCCCCCAUCUUGGUUCCGGGUCCUCGCUCUGGGGCCGAUGACACCUUCAGCCUGCAUUUUGAGAGCAUCAUGGAGUCCCAUUGCGCUAAGGGGACUUCCUACGACAGCCUGGAGCUCCAGGAUCUGCUCACCUCCAACGUCCAAGCUGUGCCCUCAUUCAUGCCCGCCGUGCGCAAGACCCACUCCGCCAGCGCACGCCACAUUGUCCAACUCAGCUUUGCCCCUUUGGCCCCGCAAGAGAGACCCACCCUCUCAGAUUCCAUCAUCACAGUGAUGGCCGACUCGGACGCCACCCGAGCACCCUCCAGUGAAAGGCUGAGCAGCGCCUCAGAGGACACGCCCCCUAGGAGGCGGGACUACUCUCAGCUGGGGAGCAGCUGGUCUAGCCUGGUGCCCUCCCCCUCGUUGUCAAGCAGGGACCAGCAGGUGGCGCAGUGGGACCACCACCUCAGCGCCGACACGCUCACCAACGCCAGCCACCUCGCCAACAUGGCCGCCGCCAAACGCUUGGCCAAGAGACUCUUCGACUUGGAUGGCUUCCGCAGGUGUGACGUGUCGCGGCAGCUCGGCAAGAACAACGACUUCAGCCGCUUGGUGGCCGACCAGUUCCUCGCUCUCUUGGACUUCUCACACCUCCGCCUAGACCGGGCUCUCAGAAGCUUCCUGAAGCAGGUGGUCAUCAUGGGAGAGUGUCAGGAGAGAGAAAUGCUGCUUUGUCAUUUUUCUCGACGUUAUAUGCUGUGCAACCCAACUAUGUUCACCACAGACGAUGCCGUGCACACGCUCACGUGCGCGCUCAUGCUGCUCAACACUGACCUGCAUGGACCACUAGCAGCAUGUGAAAGAAGUGUGUUUGCUGGUCAGCACGUAGGCAGGAAGAUGUCAUGUCAGCAGUUUGUUGGCAACCUGCAAGGACUGAACGAUGGGCAGGACUUCCCCAAAGACCUCCUCCAGGUGAGUGCACCUCCUCCAGGUAAGUGCACCUCCUCCAGGUGAGUGCACCUCCUCCAGGUGAGUGCACCUCCUCCAGGUGAGUGCACCUCCUCCAGGUGAGUGCACCUCCCUGCUGCUAUUGACAGCAAAUGAUGUGAAACAUACAUGUCACCUCAGCUUUCCUCUACUUAAGUGUACUAAGGCACACUUAAGCAUAUUUGCAUAAGUACACAUAAGCAGCCUUAAGUGUACUUUAAACUUACUUAAAUGUACUUUAAGAAUAAUUAAGUGUACUUUAAGCAUACUUAAGUGUACUUCAAGCAUACCUAAGUUUACUUUAAGAAUAUUUAAGUGUAAUUAAGCAUGUUUAAGCCUACUUAGGUGUAUUUUAAGCAUAGUUAGCAUACUUAAGCGUACUUAAGCAUACUUAUGUGUACUUCAAGCAUACUUAAGUGUCCUCAAGUGUACUUUAAGCAUAGUUAGGCAUACUUUAAGAAUACUUAAAUGUACUUUAAGAAUAAUUAAGCGUACUUAAGUGUACUUAAGCAUACUUAGGUGUAUUUUAAGCAUAAUUAAGCAUACUUUGGGUACACUUUAAGUGUACUUGACUGCACUUAAGCAUUACUUAGUGUACUUAAGCACACUUAAGUGUACUUUAAGCAUACAUAAGUGCGAUUAAGCGUACUUAGGUGUACUUUGAGCAUAAUUGAGCAUACCUUAAGAAUACUUAAAUGUACUUUAAGCAUACUUAUGUGUACUUUAAGAAUACCUAAGUGUACCUAAAAGUGUGUACAAGCACUCUUUUGUUGCCCUGGUCUUUCAUCUGUUGUCCAAAAUGUCGGCCAUUGUAGCCUGCUAGCUCGUUAGCUUCCCUCUGAUGUGACCUCACGUCAUGUGACCUCACGUCAUGUGACCUCACGUCAUGUGACCUCACGUCAUGUGACCUCACGGCUGGUCUGCAGACGAUAAACACCUCAUUGAACUAGCAGCCUUGUUAGCUUCCAAUCAGGAAGAAACAGGAAGUAGUGUCGCUGCUCAGACAGGAAGUGCAUCCUGCCUGCAAUGUCACUCUUUCACUCCUGCUGCUCACCAGAGAAGAGAGAGAGAGAGAGAGAGAGAGAGAGAGAGAGAGAG